Molecule: messenger RNA, 3633 nt
Organism: Tetrahymena thermophila SB210
Lineage: Eukaryota; Ciliophora; Oligohymenophorea; Hymenostomatida; Tetrahymenidae
Product: transmembrane protein, putative
Exons: 4
Source: RefSeq, a predicted model, not a curated record
AUGAAAAAAUCUGCUAUCUAAUAAAUAGGUUAGGACACAGUUGAUAUAUAAUCUAUUUGGUUGUAACUUAAGCUAACUAGGGAUAAAAGGAAUUAAAUAUUUACUACUCUUUAUAAUCUUAUUAGAAAAUAAAUUCCAAGCCAGCAAAUGAAUUUUUUAAUUGAAAUUUUUGAAAAAUCUCUUUGCUUUGAUGAGAAGCUAAGCUCUUUAAAGAAAAAGGUUAACUAACGUUUUCUUAGGUUUGACCAAUAGCAAAAGCCAUUAUACCUAAUUGAUCAACAAACAUGUAGUGCAUUCAUAUCACUAACUAAUAUUGGAUAAAUUGUUAUGGUUUCUAACAAUUUUGAGAAAGUUGUACCUAUUUUUAGUAAUAGCGAAAGUAUAGGUAAAAACAUUAACUUUAUGUAACCUUCAGCAGUAAGUCAAUUUCAUGAUAAAAUUCUAAAUAACUACUUAACUAAAAUCAGAAGUUAAAAAAGCUAACUCUCAUUGAGUCCUAUAAUAGGAAUCGAUAGAGAAGGAUGGGCAAUACCUUAUGACAUCAAGCUUCAACCAUGCUUAAUAGAAUCAAAGGAUUUUGGUAUAUGUGCCUAAAUUAAGCAAAUAGAAGGGUUGAAUAUGUUUUUAUUAGUUGACUAAAAAGACUUUAGAAUAAUUUGCAAUUCCUAAGAAUUCUACAAUUAGAUUCUAUCUAAAGUUGUCUCAAAAAAAUAAUUGCAAGACAUAAAUAUUAGCAAACUUAUUCCAUCUUUGAGGCUAAUUCUUUCAAAGAAUUACAAAGAAGGUGAAAACUUUCAGACUACAUUUUCAACAAUAAUGAUAAAGCCAUAAGAUAAAUCAGAAAUAGCAAGUUUAAACGAAUUUAUAUUGAAGCAAGGAAAUUUGAAUUAACUUUUAGAAUUUGAUUUAUUUUCUAUUAAAGGAAAAUUAUAUUCUAUUUCUAACCAUUAUAUUCAAUUACUAUAAAUUGAGAUAGAAGAUAUGAUGCAUCUAAGUGAUUAAAAUACUAAAAUUGAAGAAAUCAAAAGUAUCCAACAGCAGAUAAUCUCGAAUAAAGAUUAUUAUGAACAAAUUUAUUCAGAAGAAAAAACCCACUCAUUAGAAUUCUUAUCUAACAAAUAUUUAAAUAGCUAAUCUAGUCCCAUUCUAUAAAAUAAAAUAAGUUUAGAAAAAUAAACUUAAAUUUAGAGCAGCAAAGAAUAGCAAAAUUAUACUAUAAAUUAGUUAACAUCUCAAGCGAACUAAAUUAAUCCAUACUCCUAAAAUAACGAUUUACAAAAUGAAUUAUCAGCUAAUUAGCUAUCUUUUAUACAAGAAAUUAAUUAUGAAAAUAGCAACCAAUAUUACCAGGCCGAAGAUGAAUUCUAAUUCACUAAAAUUUUAUCACCUUAGACAAGUAUAAAUCUAAUAAAUAAACAAGUAGGUUAACAGAUCGUUUAAGAUGAAAAAGACAAUUCGCUUUUAUAUGACAAUAAAAUGAGUUUCCUUUCACAAUAAAAGAGAUUUGUAUUUCAAAAUAGAAAGUAGCAAAGUACAUUUGAAGGUACAAAAUAAUCAGCAGAUACCUUUCAGGCUUAGCAAACAAAACUUAGUUCGUGCAAUCUACUGCAGCAAUAGGGUUUAUUGUCUACUUCAAGAAAUAAUAAUUUUAUUAGUAAUAAUCCUUAACAGGUUAGUUAAAAAGAUAGCACAAUGAGAGAUUCGUUAUCUCGUUAAAUUGAAUAAAUAAACAUUAAAUAAGACAUACAUGUAGAGGGAAGCGUGCAAACAUCUUAGUCUGGUAGGACAUCUUUUAGAAAAUCAAUAAUUGAAAGCAUUUAAGCACCAUUAAAGAUAAAAGGACUUACACUUGUCAAAUUAACUUGGAGUAUUGCUUUUUUUGGGUUUCUAAUACUAAAUAUCUUUAACUAUUACUCUUUAGGCUAAAGCUUAAAAACUUAAAAAUCAUAGUAUAAAUAUAUAGAUUGGGGCUCUAAGUUACUAACUACUCUAAGCUAAUCAAUAUGUGACUAAAUGUUAAUGCAAGCACUUUCUAUUCCUUAUUUCUAACCUAAACAAGAUACUUAGAAAAAUAUUAUUAAAAAUAUAUAAAGUAAAUAAAUCCAAAGACAUCAAAUUAUGAAAUAGUUAAUGAUUGAUUAUGUAAAUUCUGAUAAAUCUGAGUCAGAUACUUUUUCAUUUGCUAUGGAUUAUCAUCAAACAUUCACAUUUGCAUUUACUACAGUAAGAAUUGAAAAUUAUUAUUUAGGCUUUGGCUACAUUUAAGAAGCUCUAUUUGCAUAUAUGUAUUAGCAAGUAUACUCUCUUGAUCCCCUUGGACAGAAUUCAUUGUAAAUUAGUUUGAAUUAUGUAAACACAACUAACUCAGUCUAAGCUAUUCAAAAUUAUGUUAACGCUAAAUUAAAUGACAAUUUUGAUAGCACUAUAAGAUAGGAGUUCAUAUCAAUGACUAUUAUACUAGUGACUUCUAUUAUUUUUUCAGUUAGUUUUAUCCCUAUUUAUUCCUUAAUCUAAAGUAAGAGGCAAGAAAUCCUAAUUCUAUUUACGACUUUCCCACCAAAUAAGCUCAUGUUUUUACUUAGUGAAACUAUUAACUAUAUAAAUAUUCUCUAGAUUAGUGAAGAGAAAUUAAAUAGAAAUCAAAAUAAUCACAAAAAGAAGGACUUAGCUAAAUCUUAUGGACAGGCAAACAAUAUAGACGUCAAGAACUUAAUUAAAAAGAAAAAGAAUAUUAGCACAUUUAAUCGUUUACCCAGAUUCGAUUUUAAAAUUUUAUUAUAUUCAGCUCUGUUCUUUGUUUUAGUAUAAAUACAUUCAAUGACAAGUUACUUUUUAGUCAAAGAUUUUUUUACCUCAGAGAGAUCCAACAGAUAAUUUAUAAAUGACUUUUUGAAUGUUACAGAUUUUUCUUCUAAUGUUAAUAUUGUAAGAAUACCUUUGGUUCUAUUAACGCUUGCUUAAAAUAAAGAAUUAUUAGCUUUGUAUAUUGCUCGUGGUGAAACUAACUUAAGUAGAGUGAGUUUAGAACUGAAUUUACUAUACUCUGUUGUAGAUAAUUAUUAUUCUGUUACAAGAUACAAACAAGAUGAAUUUAAUAAAUAUAUCUCUGGUAUAUUGUAGGGAAAUGCAUGCCAAUAAGUUGCUCAAAAUUUAGAUUUACUUACAGAUUCUGGCUUUUCAUUAGAAGAGUGUGAUCAGGCAGCAAAUGGUAUAUUUACUGCAGGUUUAGUCAAAUCUGUUAAACAAGUUUGUGAUCUAUAUGUCUCUAGAAUGCCAGUCUAUUACAUUAAAAAUCUAAAAGUAUUUUUGGGAUCUAUUAUUGAACAAGAAAAAUCAUAUUCAUUUAUUGAUAGCUAUUACUAUAGACUUUAUCUAUUUUAUAUAGUUCAGAGUGUACAGUAGAAAGUAGCCAAUUUAACUUAUGAUCACUAUAACUUAAUGAUUAAUCUAAAUCAUAUUUUGUUAUCCAUUUCACUUGUUAGUUAAAUGUUGGCGAUAGUUAUAGCUUACAUUAAAUUCUUUUAGAAGUAAAUGAACUAGCUUAAGGAAACAAAGCUUCUUCUUGAUUUAGUUGAAAUUCACGCACUAGAAGAGAACUAAUACAUAUUAACUUAUUUCAAAUUAUCUAAAUGA